Echinops telfairi (small Madagascar hedgehog) is the source of this 3457-nucleotide messenger RNA. RefSeq names its product UDP-glucose ceramide glucosyltransferase (gene UGCG). Gene Ontology annotation, molecular function: ceramide glucosyltransferase activity. The coding region runs from base 1 to 1098 and encodes 365 amino acids. Gene Ontology annotation, biological process: glucosylceramide biosynthetic process. Gene Ontology annotation, cellular component: membrane. The record is from RefSeq and is a predicted model, not a curated record. Lineage: Eukaryota; Metazoa; Chordata; Mammalia; Afrosoricida; Tenrecidae. The transcript is spliced from 9 exons.
AUGACCCUCAGGCGAUUACACCUCAACAAGAAGGCAACCGACAAACAGCCCGACAGCAAGCUCCCAGGUGUGUCUCUCCUGAAGCCACUGAAAGGGGUGGACCCUAACCUGAUCAACAACUUGGAGACGUUCUUUGAGUUGGAUUAUCCCAAAUAUGAAAUCCUCCUUUGUGUGCAAGAUCAUGAUGAUCCAGCCAUUGAUGUAUGUAAAAAGCUUCUUGGAAAAUAUCCUAAUGUGGACGCUCGAUUAUUUAUAGGUGGCAAAAAAGUUGGCAUUAAUCCUAAAAUUAAUAAUUUAAUGCCAGGAUAUGAAGUUGCAAAGUAUGAUCUUAUAUGGAUUUGUGAUAGUGGAAUAAGAGUAAUUCCCGACACACUUACUGACAUGGUUAAUCAAAUGACAGAGAAAGUAGGCUUGGUUCAUGGGCUGCCUUAUGUAGCAGACAGACAGGGAUUUGCUGCCACGUUAGAACAGGUAUAUUUUGGAACUUCACAUCCAAGAUCCUAUAUCUCUGCCAAUGUAACUGGUUUCAAGUGUGUGACAGGAAUGUCUUGUUUAAUGAGAAAGGAUGUAUUAGAUCAAGCGGGAGGGCUUAUAGCAUUUGCCCAAUACAUUGCUGAAGAUUACUUUAUGGCCAAAGCAAUAGCUGACCGAGGUUGGCGGUUUGCAAUGUCCACUCAAGUUGCAAUGCAAAACUCUGGCUCCUAUUCAAUUUCUCAGUUUCAAUCCAGAAUGAUCAGGUGGACCAAAUUGCGAAUUAACAUGCUUCCUGCCACAAUAAUUUGUGAGCCAAUUUCAGAAUGCUUUGUUGCCAGUUUAAUUAUUGGAUGGGCAGCCCACCAUGUAUUCAGAUGGGAUAUUAUGGUAUUUUUCAUGUGUCAUUGCCUGGCAUGGUUUAUAUUUGACUACAUUCAACUCAGGGGUGUCCAGGGUGGCGCACUGUGCUUUUCAAAACUUGAUUAUGCUGUAGCGUGGUUCAUCCGUGAGUCUAUGACAAUCUACAUCUUUUUGUCAGCAUUGUGGGACCCCACUAUAAGCUGGAGGACUGGUCGCUACAGAUUGCGCUGUGGAGGCACAGCCGAGGAGAUCCUAGAUGUAUAACUACAGCUCCGUGACUGUAUAUAAAAAAAGAAGUAUUAUAAAUUAUGUUUAUAUAAAUACUUUUAAAGGAUCUACCUUCAAUAGUUUUAUCACUUGUAUGUUUUGGUAACUAUUCUUUAAUUUAUUUUGCAUGGCACUUGCAUCUGUGAGAAAACAAAACGAAGCAAAAAUCCACAUGUCUAAUCUUGGCCAAAUGGUACACUUUAUUUUGUGGAAGUAUAGACUCAAGAGACUUGGUUCCAAGAACCUGGGUGUGUUUUGUUGUUGUUGUCUGUUUACUUUUUUAAAAACAUAAACAAAUACAUGUAUAUAUGACCGCUCUGCAACAAACACUAUGACAGUACCCUUCAGUAGAAAAAGUUUCCUAGAUGUGAGUGCACGCGUUUAGAAUUGCCGGGGACGGCAGCAGCCGUGAUCUGGGAUUCUGGCAAGACUGGAAGGUAACUCAUCUUCGUAUCGAAAGGGGAUGGUGUUACUCAGUGAACAGCCCACAGUGAGGUACUAACUGAGAAACUUUUUCAUGCUCUAUGCCUACCUCGUAUAGUUGUUGCAGAGCAAAUUUAAAUCAUCAUAAGGUAGAUGGGCCUUGCAAAAACAAAUGAGAACAAACUUAAUAAAAGUUUAUAGCUGAAGUCUAGUAUUUAUAUGAAUCUGUGAGAGAUAUUUUUCAGUCUCGUUGCAAUGAACCAAAAGUGGCUGAGUUUGGUUUUAAAUUGUAGCCCUUUAUGGAAGGCCUCUUUUGACCAACGUUGGUUGGUUCUGUCUUGAACCAUUGUUGUCACUGUGCUGUACUGACUCUAGUGAAGCUCCUCGCCCAGCUGACCCCAUCUUUCCUUACCUUUUUUUUCAGGGGGCUGGGGUAAUUUUGUUGUUUGUUUUAGUGUGAGUGAAUAUUUUGAUAGUUGUGAGGGGAAAUGCAUUUCAGACACGUUUCACACAUGAGCUAUUUUCUUACACAGUGUGUCUUAUUGUUAAUAAGAAUGUAAUUUCAUGACAGAUAUUUAAUAUCUUUUUUAAGUAAAUAUUCUAGCCAUCAGUAAAUAAAUUGCAGUAGAGUAUUGAGGGCAUAGGAUUGAAUUUUACUGUUAAAAUUAAUCAGUAUCAGACUUCAGCCUACUGUGUGUACGUGUGUGGUUUUGUUUUUGCUUCAAACCAUUAUCGUUAGUCUAGUCUGUAUUUAGAUUGGAUUUUUGUAUUCCAGUUUGUAUGACAAAGUAGACUAGAUCAGUACUGGUUGUAAAUGCAUGCUAUAUUUCCUCUUCCCACCAUCCCGCUAAACUUGCUUGUCAGGUUGUGCUUAACUUGUGGUGAACUGGGCUUGUUUGGGUUUGAGAAAUAAGCGACCGUGUAAGGGACAGUGCAGAAGCCUUCCCCCUCCUUCUUUUGCUGAUGGUGUUUUUGCUGCUGCUCCUGGAUUGGGUGGCCUGUUGUCUCUAUGGACACCUGUUUUGCAAGGCUCACACCGGCAAUAUGGCAGCUGCAAAUUCUAAGUUAAAUACUUUCCGUGUCAAAGCUUAAUGUGGAGCAUAUUAGCAAUAACUACAUAUUUAUAGAAAAUGGACACUUUGACUUCACUGAGCCAGUUCAUUUGUCUAAUGAUUACACACAUGUUUAAAUUGCAAUAUGUCUAUAAAUGUGUAUAAAGAAGGUAUACACAUUAUAGUUAAGCUUUUCUCUGGGCCAAAAUGCUUCAUCCAUUUUCCUUUUUCGUUCUCUUGUUUUGCCUUAUGAUGAAUUUGUUCGAAGGGCAUUUUGUUCGUGAACAAAGGCUUGAAUGCGUGCUCCUGUCUUGGAGUAGGUAAGGUGGAUUGGGUAGCAGUGUUCCCUGAGGAAAGUUGCACAGUGAAAGCCAGUCUAGUUGUGACCCACUAAACGUUCAUUUUUUAGAAUCAUUGCUAAUACAAGGUGAAUUUUGCUGACUAUGUAAUUGUUGUUUUGUUUCAUGAAGUCUGGUUGAUGCCAUACUUUGCACUGCUGAAAUGAAAACUUGCUUUCUGUUGAUCUCAGUAUGGGCAAUGUAGUAAAAAACCAAAUGGCUGAACAGACUUCUUGUGCUUUGUAAACAUUCAGUAAAUGACUGUGCUGUGUGUGCUGUAUGUGGUACUAAUGGAGUACUUCCUAAAACUGAAGUUUCACAUCAGCAGACAGAGUGAUUCUUUGUGUAGAAAAAUUUGAUUGAUUAAAACAUGGUCAUAGAUGAUACAAAUGUUGAUCUAGGAGUCAAGAUGUAAUAGCUGUCUAUAUUUUAAAAACCAACCAACCAACGUGUCCAGGAUGUAUCAUGUUGUAUUAUUUAAAAUCAUGGUCUUAAGAGUUUUGUUCAAAAAAAUAAAAAUUUGAAUACAAUGAAAACAUUGUA